This is a messenger RNA of Anopheles coustani, 1373 nucleotides long. Its product is annotated as intracellular coagulation inhibitor 2-like. Gene Ontology annotation, molecular function: serine-type endopeptidase inhibitor activity. The coding region runs from base 11 to 1186 and encodes 391 amino acids. The transcript is spliced from 3 exons. Lineage: Eukaryota; Metazoa; Arthropoda; Insecta; Diptera; Culicidae. The record is from RefSeq and is a predicted model, not a curated record.
CGAACGCGACAUGGCUCUUUUUGCGUUUCUAAACAAUUGUGUUGCUAUUGAUGUACCAUCCGACCCUCUAUCGGACGUUACGGUUGUUUCCUCGAACAGAAAGUUUACAUUCGAAUACUUCAAGGCCAGCUAUGAUUGGAAGACUAACUAUGUUACCUCACCCUACCACGUUCGACUGGCGCUAUCGAUGUUUUAUCCGAUUGCUGGUGCUGCCGUACAGGAGGAUUUUUGCGUAGCAUUCAAUCUGCCGGAAGAAACGAAGGAUGCCGUUGACCAACAGUGCCGCUUGACAAAGGAAAUCAAUGACGGAACACACGUGAAAGCACUCUCUUUCGUGCUCGUGGAGGAAACCAAACAACUCAGUGAAGAUUUUGAGCGUCUGUUUCAGCGCACGUAUGACACUACGGUAGAGGCAGUCGAUUUAACCGACGACAUUCCGUCUGCCGCCGCCGUCAAUUCAUUCUACCGUAUGGCGAAUACGGAGAUUGAAGAUUUCAUCUGUGAGGGCGACGUGUUUUCGCUAGAACCUUGCUUUACGCUGAUGCUGUUCAGUGGAGUCUCUAUACUAACGCCGCUGUGCCUUCGUUUCAAUCCUGCGGAUACCAAGAUGGACGUUUUUCGGUUCAUCAACGCACCGGAACAGCGUGUGCCCUUGAUGCGCGCCACAGCAUCCUUGCCUUUCUGCCAACAUAACGAGCUGAAGUGCUCGGCGGUAGAUAUUCCUUUUGAUGAAGCGAGCGGGCUUUCUCUGCUUUUGAUACUACCGAACGAGGGUACGGAACUCCGUGAAGUUGUGUCUAGAAUGAAUGAAGCCCAUUUAAAGCAAAUAGAAGAAUUCUUGCGGCCCACGAUAACGACGAUUGUCCUGCCGAAGUUUUUUGUGCGCGAAAAAACAGAAUCAAAAACGAUUUUAGCAAAGCUCGGAUAUGGCGGUAUAUUUGAGAUUAAAGAUUUGCGCGUUUUCAAAGAGGCAGCACGGGGGCUUUUGAAUGGUUUCUUCCAGCAUUGUUACAUCUCAAUCGGUGAAAACGGCAACGGGCAUUUGCCGAAUGAACCGGAGUCAUCCAGUAAUGCAACGUUUAAUGCUAACCGCCCAUUUAUGUUUUUCGUUCGUCGGCUGGCAGACGGACAAAUAUUUCAAAUUGGACAUUUUUCAAAAUAUAUCGAUCCAGAUGAACAAUGGUAGACUUUUAUUGCUGACCAUCCCCAAGAAUAAAUGUAGAAUUUAAUUCUUUAUAAUAUCAAGCAUUCAUAUGGCGUACAUUAACGAAUCUCAUGUGAAACGAUGAAAAUGAACGCUAUCUUCUUUUAAUUUCUUUCAAUGCUGAAUUUAAUUAAUGACAAUAAAAGAAUCUCACAAAUCGAGAAAAUCA